Molecule: messenger RNA, 587 nt
Organism: Paramecium pentaurelia
Lineage: Eukaryota; Ciliophora; Oligohymenophorea; Peniculida; Parameciidae
Source: the annotation of a GenBank genome assembly
AUGAAGAAAAAUAUUGAUAAGAAUUCCAAUGAUUAUUUUCCUAAAGAAAAAAAAUAAUCAAAAUUAGUAACUUACAUUUAUUCUAAUUAAUAGCAUCUAGAAUAAUCAAUAGAUAAUAGAAUUUUUGUAAUGUUUAGUUCACCUUACAUUUAUUGGAAAUACUUUAAUAUAAUGUGGUUCUAAUUCAUUACAUAUAUUAGUUUAGAUGAAUUAGACCUUAGAAACAAUAAUUUGAAAAUAUUAAGAUUGAAAAUACUUCUUUAGUAGAAACUCAUUUUGUUAGAUAUAAUUUUAGUAAAUCCAAAUUUAAUAAUGUAAACAUAAGUGGGAUGAAUUUGAAUUGAGCAAAAUUAUUGGAUUGUAAAUAGAAGAAUAUUACGAUCCAUGAAUUGAAUAAAUUAGAUGUUAUAAAUGAUAAUUUGAACUCAUUCUGCUUCUCUCCUGAUGAUAUUACAGUAGCAACUUGUUAUGAAAUCCUGCUUAUAGCAUUGAUAAUCCAUCUGUCUAUGGGAGGUCAAAACAGGAUAAUAAAAAGCCUAAUUAGAUGGUCAUAGUGGAACUGUCUACUCAGUCUGUUUCUCUCCUGA